CGGCAGAUCAACAUCACCCAGAGUCCGUGGUGAUGAAGGUGUUUGACAUUUUGGCAGAAUGGAAUUGAUAUAAAGACGGCUCUGCCUGCCAAAGAAUCUGGAGAGGCUACCUUCUUGUUCAUCCCAACACUCUAGGUCUCGACUUACACUGGGCAUCACGUUCUCUUGACAGCAUUCUCUUUGAAGACACUCUUUAACUCUUUGAGGACACUCUUUUUAAAUCCACACAGCUCCUGCCGGCUCCACGCUACAACAUGUCGAAAAUGCUCUCAUUGUUUCUCGUUGCUCUCGCGGGCUUCGGAACAGCUUCGCCUACUGUCCAGCCCAUCAACUUUGCCGCCAUCCUGUCUGCCCCGGCGCCGUCCUUGACAGGCCCUCCGGCCUAUGCCACGGGCCAAACUGGAGUCUACAACCCCGCUGCUGCUUCUUCGAGUGCAUCCGUUGCGGUUACUGGCGUGGCCUCGGCCAGCGCUACCAAGUCUGUCGUCGCUCGCGAUGUCCUGGACAAGCGGAACUUUUGUUUCUUUGGAUUCUGCAUCGGGGGAUCUCAGACCUGGAACACCCCGGCCGCCCAGACUACCUCGAAGGCUGUCUCGACGAUCUGCACUAGCACUACGUCUCCCCCUGCUGUCCCUACCACUUCGAAGACGCCUGCUCCCGUCACCACGGCUUCUACCGUCAUCACAUCCGCAGCUUCCAUCACCACGCCUCCCUCGACCUGUACGCCAAUCAGCUGGACCAACACCAAUUCCUUCACCACCGCCACAUCCUGCGCGGCGCCGUUCGAAGUCGGUACCUACUGCGGCUUCAUCAACCCAGAGGAUCCUUGCGCUGUCCAACCUGAUGGAAACGGUCCUCACGUCCAGCCCGAUACUGUGGAUGCAUUCCUUGCGUACCAGGAGUUCCACCAGGAUGCCCAGAACGCCAAGACCCCUGCGGGAUACGCUUCCACCUUCAAGGAUCUCGACGCUUCGGUCAACGCCAACAGCUACCUCGGCCUCUACACUCUCAAGAGCUACGACGUCGCCCAGUGCGCCAGCCUCUGCGACAGCACAAAGCUAUGCACCGGUAUCAACAUCUACGUCGAGCGCGACCCGUCCAUCAACCCUGCCGGCUGCACUUGCUCGAACCCGCCGUCCAUCUCCAACUACAAGUGCACCCUCUGGGGCUCCGGCGUCGAGCAGGCCGCCGCGACCAACACCGGCGAGGGACGGAACGGCUUCCAGGUGGUGAUUGCCGGCUCCAACGGCUAUGAGAAGACCAACACCACCACGCCGGCGACGCCCUCCGGCUGGACGAACCCCCAGAACUGCAGCAGCGUGGUCCACAGCCACCCCAGCACCUGCAUGGGGCAGAACUUCUUCCCGGGCCCCUUCGACGCCAACGUCUGCGCCUCCUACGCCGCCUCUCAGAACGCCCUGAACUCCAAGUCUCUUGGUAUCUGGUCGUGGGCCUCCUGGUUCGGCUACAGCCCGCUGCGCUGCAACUUCUUCAAUGCCUUCAUGGUCAAGGAGAACGGGGUCGCCAAGGGCACCUACUGCAGCCUCUUCACCCAGCAGUACGCUCCUUCGGCUGCUAGCUACAAGCCCGAGUUUUCGGGCGGCAUCUCCUGGGGUGUCGAGAGCAGUUGGAGUUUCUGCAGCGCUUAGUUGGAGUGUUGCCCUGGACAGCCACAGCCAUGUACAAGCUGACCAAUUGGUCUCUGUGGUGUUUUCACUCCGAUUAUGUACCUAUACUCUCUAUAGACUUGCUACUUUUCCCUCGACAUGUAUUGUAUAAUUUUCU
Colletotrichum destructivum is the source of this 1785-nucleotide messenger RNA. RefSeq lists its product as uncharacterized. The record is from RefSeq and is a predicted model, not a curated record. Bases 255 to 1649 code for a protein of 464 amino acids. Lineage: Eukaryota; Fungi; Ascomycota; Sordariomycetes; Glomerellales; Glomerellaceae. The transcript has 2 exons.